Messenger RNA from Daktulosphaira vitifoliae (grape phylloxera), 4026 nucleotides. RefSeq names its product endoplasmic reticulum transmembrane helix translocase. Gene Ontology annotation, biological process: intracellular calcium ion homeostasis. The record is from RefSeq and is a predicted model, not a curated record. The transcript has a single exon. Bases 71 to 3511 code for a protein of 1146 amino acids. NCBI's taxonomy places the organism in Eukaryota, Metazoa, Arthropoda, Insecta, Hemiptera, Phylloxeridae. Gene Ontology annotation, cellular component: endoplasmic reticulum membrane. Gene Ontology annotation, molecular function: P-type ion transporter activity; ATP binding; ATP hydrolysis activity.
AAGGUAUCAUGUUUAAUAGUCAUUAAAAAUUAACAAUAAUUUUAGCACACCUAACUUUAACAAAGUAAUAAUGGCAUUGGACAAUUUAAUAAAUUCAGUGUCAUUGUACGUUCCACGUCAUAUUGUAUUUCAUGGAGCAAUAUUACCAUUUGUCAUUUUAUAUGCUGCAUGGUCAUAUAUUUAUAUUUUUACAUCAGAUUUUAUUGAUCUUUAUUUCUUUGGUAUUUUAACCAUUGCAAUUGCUCAAAUAUUGUGCUCUCUCUGUUGUUAUUGGUCUGUAUCAUUCAGGUGUUUAGUAUCUUGUAGAUAUGUAUCUAAUCCACAUGAAGCUACAUUAGUUAAAGUCAUUCCAACUCCUAAUAAUGGAUUUACUGAAUUAGUGCUUUUAAAAUCUUAUAAGGAUGAGAAUAAAGAUAAAGUGAUAUGGUUUAAGUACCAAGAAAUUAAAUAUAUAUGGUGUGAUGAUAAAAAAUAUUUUCGCUCUGUAGAAUUUCCUAUUUCAAAAACUAUAUCUGAAUAUACAAAUAGUAAAGGUUAUGAUUCUGAUGAGCAACUUAGUAAUGCUAUUCAGCUGUAUGGGCGCAACCAAUUAAAUAUUCAAUUACCUAAGUUCAAUGAUUUGUUCAUUGAAAGAGCAACUGCUCCAUUCUUUGUAUUCCAAGUGUUUUGUAUCACAUUAUGGUGUUUUGAUAAAUAUUGGUAUUAUUCAUUAUUUACUUUAGCAAUGUUAGUAUUAUUUGAGUGUACUUUAGUGAAACAACAACUUCGUAAUAUGGAAGAAAUCCGUAAUAUGGGAAAUAAGCCAUUUUCAUUAAAUGUUUAUCGUAAUAAAAAAUGGCAUUCAAUUCUCAGUGAUGAAUUAACUCCAGGUGAUUUAGUUUCAGUUACACGUGCUUAUAAUGACCGCACUGUUCCGUGUGAUAUGAUAUUACUAAGAGGUUCAUGUAUUGUAGAUGAAAGUUUACUUACUGGUGAAUCAAUACCACAGAUGAAAGAACCAAUUGAAAAUAUUGCUGACCACAGUAGAAAUUUUGAUUUUGAAUCAGAUAAGAAAUUACACAUUUUAUUUAGUGGUACAAAAGUGGUGCAACAUACUCCUCCUGCAAAAGCCACAUCCAAUAUUCGUGCCCCUGAUAAUGGAUGUAUUGCAUAUGUUCUUCGAACAGGUUUCAAUACAUCUCAAGGAAAUUUAUUACAAACUAUAUUAUUUGGAGUUAAACAUGUUACAGCAAACAAUAUGGAAACAUUAGCAUUUAUUUUAUUUUUACUUAUUUUUGCAAUUGCUGCAGCUUCUUAUUUAUGGAUUAAAGGAACAGAAGACCCAAAUCGUAGUCGAUAUAAAUUGUUCCUUGAAUGUACACUUAUACUUACAUCUGUUAUACCACCUGAGUUACCUGUAGAAUUAUCUUUGGCUGUAAAUUCUUCAAUUUUAUCAUUAUCUAAACUUGGUAUCUAUUGCACAGAACCUUUCCGUAUUCCAUUUGCUGGCAAAGUCGAAAUAUGUUGUUUUGAUAAAACUGGCACUUUAACAAAAGAUGAUUUAAUUGUUGAAGGUAUUGCUGGUAUCGAAAAAGAUAUGGUUCCAAUGAAUGAGGCUCCAGAACAUACUAUUCAAGUUCUUGCGUCCUGUCAUUCACUAGCUCAAUUAGAGGAAACAUUAGUUGGAGAUCCUAUUGAAAAAGCUGCAUUAAAUGCAAUAAAUUGGUCAUUGUCAAAAAGUGAUUUUAUUAUACCAAAAAAAGCUAAAAUGGCACCUUUAAAAAUAUUUAAUAGAUUUUAUUUUUCUUCUUCUCUUAAAAGAAUGUCUGUCUUGGCUGCUUAUAAAUGUCUUAAAACUGAUAAUAAAACAAUAUAUAUUGCUAGUGUUAAAGGAGCUCCUGAAGUAUUGAAAUCAAUGUUACAAACAAUUCCAGAAAAUUAUGAUAGUACUUAUUUAGAAUUAGCUGGUCGUGGAGCUAGAGUUCUUGCACUUGCAAGAAAAGAAAUGAUGGUUGAUCCAAAUAAUUUAAAAUCUUUAACACGUGAUGAAUUAGAAUGUGAUUUAAUUUUUGUUGGUUUUGUUGUUGUUUCAUGUCCGUUGAAACGUGAUUCUCACAGUGUAAUCAAAGAACUUUUGAACUCUUCUCACAUGGUAACUAUGAUUACUGGAGAUAAUGCAUUAACAGCUUGUUAUGUAGCAAAUGAACUGAACUUUACUAGAUCUCCUAGUCAUAUUAUUCUAACGUUAGCUGAUACUAAUGGUAAAUGGAGUUGGGUGAGUGAUAGUUAUAAGAUAGAUGUACCAUUGAGUGAAAGUUUGAAAGACUUAGUUGAAUCUUAUGACUUAUGUUUAACGGGUGAUGGUUUAUCAUACCUUGAUCAGAAUCAUAAUGAUCUAUUGAAAAAAAUAUUACCACAUGUUUGCGUAUUUGCUAGGGUUGCACCUAAAGAGAAAGAAUUUAUUGUAGUAACAUUAAAAGAACUAGGAUUUUCUACUUUGAUGUGUGGGGAUGGAACAAAUGAUGUUGGUGCAUUAAAGCAUGCUCAUGUUGGUAUUGCUCUACUAGCAGGUACUAAAGAAAAACUUAAAGUGAAACGAAAUCCACAUACUAUUAAAUCUAGAAAACCAGGAGAACAUGUUGCAGACCAAAUGAAAAGAUUAAUGAAAGAAAUGGAUGAAGAAUCAGUUACUGUUGUUAAAUCUGGAGAUGCUAGUAUUGCAGCGCCAUUUACUAGUAAAUAUUCAUCUGUAACUAGUGUUUGUCAUGUCAUAAAGCAAGGUCGCUGUACAUUAGUUACAACAUUACAAAUGUUUAAAAUUCUUGCAUUGAAUGCUUUAAUUGCUGCUUAUAGUCAAUCUGUACUUUAUGUUAAAGGUGUAAAAUUUAGUGAUUCUCAAGCAACAUUACAAGGUUUAUUAUUGGCAGCAUCUUUUUUGUUUAUUUCAAGAUCUAAACCAUUAAAGGUUUUAUCAAAAAAAAGACCACUUCCUAAUAUAUUUAAUGUUUAUACUAUUUCAACAGUAUUAUUACAAUUUGUUAUACAUUUUAUGAGCUUAGUAUUCCUGGUUCAAGAAGCUGGACUACACUCUGAAGAAAAUUCCAGAAACCAUUCUCAAAAUAUAGAUGAUCUAGAUUUAGUUAAUAUUAAUCUAACGGAUACAAAUUCUACAAGUUUUAAUAUUGAAAGUGAAUUUAAACCAAAUGUUGUUAAUAGUGCAGUUUUUAUAAUAUCUAUGGCAUUACAAAUUUUCACUUUUUCUAUUAAUUAUAGAGGACGUCCUUUCAUGGAAAAUUUUAUUGAAAAUAAACCAUUAUUUUACAGUACUUUAGGCACUAUUGCAAUAAUAUUGAGUUUAAGUACUGGUUUUAUUGAUGGAUUAAAUGAACAAUUUGAAAUAGUUCAAUUUCCUUACAAUUUUCGAGUAAUUUUAAUUGGUGUUCUUUCAUUGGAUUUUAUUGGUUCUUACAUAAUAGAUCGAAUUUGUUUAUGGCUUUUUGGAGAAGGGAAAUUUAAAAAAGCGACUAUAUAAAAAAACUUUUAGUUACAAUGAUAUUUUAAUAUAUAUAAAAUACAAAAUAUUUUAUACUUUUAUUACUCAGUUAUUUGAGUAAUAACUAAUAAAAUAUAUUACUAUGCUUGUUAAUGAUUAUGUAUAAACACCAAUGUAAAUUGAUACAUUAUUAAAUUUUUGGAUUUAUUAAUUUUUUUUUCUUUACCUCAGUGAUAAUAAAAUUAUUUAAUAACAUUUCAAUUAAUUUAAUCUUUACUUUAUAAUUCUUUGUUGAAUUAAUUAUUUAAUACUGUGUAAAUUAAUUUAAAGUUUGAGUGUAAAAAAGUUAUCAGUGUAAUAUAUGUUUCAAAUUGUAUAACCAAUUAUUAUACUAUAUAAAUAUUGUAUAUCAAAAUAUUGUGUGUUAAUUUGUUUUAUUUGUAAAAUAAAUUAUUAUUUAUGUACAUUUCAUUUAAUAUUAAAAUUAAAUAAGCUAAUGGUCCAUAAAAACAUAAUAUUAUAUUAUUUAAAUAAUAACCUUAUUAUUGUUUGAA